UAUAACCUUUAUAUCAUUCACUAAAUUAGUUAUACAGAAACAUUUUAAUACUUGUUGCUUUGGUUUAUGUCUCAGAUUGCCACUAUGUGUCACUGUGAGGAUAAAACGAGACACAGUUUAACAGUUUAUUUUAAUCCCGGAUGUUGCGGGUCGAUCCCUCCCUUCCUUUUUCCCUUCAACCCUUCAUCCCUUCCUCUCUACAUCAUAAACCCGCCUCCUUCCAUUCAUCCCAACGUUCAUCCCCUCAUCCCUCCCUCAUUUGAACCUUCACCUCUAUAUCCCUUGAAACCUCCUUCUCUUAACUCAUUCUUAAACCCUUUUCUACUUCCCCUCAUCCCUUCAAUCCUACUUCCCUUCAUUUCUCCUGCCCUUUAUCCCUCCCCUUUUACAUCCCUUCGAACCUUCCCUCAUUUGAGCCUUCACCUUUAUAUCCCUUUAUCCUUCCUUCCCUAAUUCAUUACUGAACCCCGUAUCCCUCUUUCAGAUUUGCCGUCAUCUAAACAUCCCUCCUUUUUCUACUUCCAUUCAUGACUUUCUUCCUUCAUCCCUACCUCUCUACAUUCCUUUAUCCUUCCCUCCCUUUAUCACUUUAUCCUUUCAUUCAUUCAUCCCCUCCCUUUAUUCCUCCCUCCCAUUUCCCUUCAUCCCUUCUUCCUGUCUCCCCUCAUCUCUUUUUAAAAAAAUCCAGUUCAUACAUGUGUCUUAUUUAGAGCAGGCAGAAUGGCCCUGAUUCAGUACCUGAUGUUUCACUGUCCUCUAGUGGUGAAUCGUAAGUGUGACACAUUCAGGCUUCGUCACUCUGAGUGCUCCCUCCACUGUCUGCUUUAAAGGAUCAGGUCACCCAGACUACAGAAACACCUAUUACCUCUCUCACCUCCAGUGGUAUCUAAACAUGCAGAUAGUUCAUAAUGAAGUUUGCUGCAUGCUGUUUGAUCAGUCUUCACAUUUUAAAGUUUCUCUUUACUUAAAAGUGUCAGAAUUGGGGGAAAGGACCCAGGCACAGAAGCAAUAGAGGAGGCAGGAGUUCUAAGGUAUAACAAAGGGCGAGCUUUCAUUGAAAGAAAAGCUGAAAAUAAAAAUGUACAACGAAAGAAAAGUAAUAAAAGAAAACAAAGACAAACCAGUGGAAAAGCUUCAGGUGGACGACCCGGGAGCAAGGCAGAGGCCCCAGAGACAGGGGCAUAAGUCACGGCGGGGGAACUCUGGAGGAUGGUUAGGAGUGCGACUGGAGGCCGCGGCGGGGACACUCCCGGGGCUGGGCUGGCAGACGGCGAGAUGCCUCUGGAGGACGGGCCUUAGGGCGACAGAACCCGCGAUGGGACCCCUCUGGAGGACGGCAGAAAGGCCGGCGUGGGCAGCAGUGGGAUCCCGCUGAAGGGCGGCAUGGAGGGCUGCGGGACCGCUUCGGAAGACCUGGAGUAGAAGGCGGUGGGACCACUGACGAGACAGGAGCUCGAGUCCGCAGGACAUGAACUGGCGUCGGCGGGAGCCCCGAGGAAGCAGUUGAUGGCGUCGGCAGGACCCUGGAGGGAGCAGGAACAGGUGUUGGCGGGACCCUGGCGGAACAGGGGACGGCGGGACCCCAACGGUGAAGGAACAGGUGUUGGCGGGAACCCCAUCGGAACAGGUAGUGAAGGGACCCCCAAGGGAGCAGGUGUUGGUGGGACCCCCAUCGGAACAGGUGAUGGCAGGACCCCAACAGAGCAGAAGCAGGUGUUGGCAGGACCCCAUAGGAACAGGUGAGGACGGGACCCCCAACGGAGCAGGAGCAGGUGUUGGCAGGACCCCCAUCGAAAGAAGUGAUGGCAGGACCCCAACGGAGCAGGACGGCUGGACCCCGGCAGAACAGAUCUCCACGGGACCCCAACCAGGACCGGAGCAGGUGAAGGCAGGACCCCCAUCAGAGCAGGAACAGGUGAUGCUGGAGUCGACAGGGCCGCCGGCAGGACAGGAGUAGCUGGAGUGGGCCGGACUGCAGCUGGAAUCAUGGCGUCUGGGCGCUGGCCUGGAAUUGUCAUUGAAGCCGGGGCAAGGGCAGUGUUACGUUUGAUUUUCCAUCCUCUCUUAUAACUAAUACUGUGCUCUUCAUCCUGUUCAGUAAAACUGCCUCAUGGUUCACAGGUGAAUGCAUCCCUGUUCCUGCACUACACCUGCAGACUGUGUGACGUCCUCAGUGCUCAUAGAGAGGAACUGUUUUAGCCUCAUCAUUUUUAAUCCUUUUUCAGGCUUUUUUCAGGAGUCAGUAUACGCAGCAAAGGGGGUCUUUAACCAUAGUUCAUUUAGUUUGAGAAAAGUUGAUACUUUGUAAAACAACAACUCUUUAUUGUGCAGAGGGUGUUUACUGUGGUUUGUGUCAUCAUGCAUAUUAAUAAUCAAAAGAGGAAGUAAGUCUAGUCUUUCAGCAACCUGAUAUCCGUCUUCUGCUCAUUGACGACAGAGGAAAGGCGUCUUUGAACACAUCGUUCCUCCUUCACUUCUCACAGAGAUGAGAGGAGCAGCUAUGAGUUUAACUGCAGCAGCGAGUGGAUUAGUGGUCUUCCUGCUCUCUGUGUCAGUGGUUCAGGGUCAGGAUGUCUGGGGAGUGACUUACUCUUCUACUGAGAUCUGUGCAGUGAAAGGAUCAACAGUGGAGAUAAACUGCAGCUACACAUACCCAUCUACAGUGAGAGGUGGUGUUAACACAGUAGAGAAAACAUUCUGGUUUACUAAACAGAAAGGUGGUGAACCUGUAGAUCUGAGAACAGACUCAGAGUAUGCAGGUCGUGUAGAGACUCUCUGUGGAAACAACACCUGCACUCUGAGAAUCAGAAACCUGAGAGAGAGAGACUCAGCUCAGUACAGGUUCAGGAUCAAAACAAACCAAGACGCUUAUGCUGGUGAUCCAGUCACUCUGUCUGUCCCAGAUCCAGGUAUCCAGGUGAAGGUGAGCAAAACAAGUUCCUGCUAUGGAGACUGUAUACAGGCAGACCUGGAGUGUGUCCGCGGUUGUCUUCCAACUUCUCGUCGUUCCUACAUCUGGUACAAGGAUGGACAGAAAAUAGCGAAGGAUGCAAAAUCUUUUAAUGACUAUUUCUAUCCUAAAGAAAGCUAUGCCUGUGCUGUUAAAGGAUAUGAGAAUGUCCCCUCUCCUUCAGUGUGUGUUAAUGGUGGAGUCUGCAAUACUGUGACUUACAGUGAGAGAAGCAUCUGUGCCUUCAAAGGAUCAUCAGUGGACAUUUCCUGCACGUACAGUAGUUAUGAAGACCAUGUUAAAUCUAAAUUCUGGUUCAGACCUGAGCGUAGUCAUCAGGACCUUAGUGAAGACUCCCAGUAUAGAGAACGUGUUCAGGUUCUUUCACCAAGGAGAGAAUCCACUCUGAGGAUCUCUGACCUGAGAGACUCAGAUUCAGCUCAGUAUCUCUUCACAUUCAAAACAGCAAGCUCUGAAUGGGGGAGGGAUUUACCUGGAACCACUCUGACUGUCACAGCUCUCCAGGUGCAGGUGAUCAGAGCAAAGGUCUACACCUAUUCUACUGAGGCAGAGCUGAAGUGUCACAGCUCCUGCAGUCCGGCUGGUUCCCUGUACUACGUCUGGUUCAAGAACGGAGAGACAAUCAUGACCACGGGGAUAUCUUCUUAUGAAGGACUGUUUCAUCCCAGAGACAACAUCUCUUGUGCUCUGAAAGGACAUGAAGACUUCCCCUCUCCUGCAGUGUAUGCUCCAAAGCUCCCCUCUGUGUCAGUGAGUCCCUCUGCUGAGAUAGAGGAGGGCAGUUCAGUGACUCUGACCUGUAGCAGUGAUGCUAACCCAGCAGCUAACUACACCUGGUACAAGAAGAGUCCAAAUGCACACUUUUCUCAUGUCAAUGAAGGACCGAUUCUUGUCCUCAGCUCGAUCAAUUCCUCUGAUUCUGUACAGCAUUACUGUACAGCUGAGAACAAGCUGGGGAAGACAUCUAGAGAUAUCUCCAUUGAUGUGAAAUAUGCUCCAAAGCUCCCCUCUGUGUCAGUGAGUCCCUCUGCUGAGAUAGAGGAGGGCAGUUCAGUGACUCUGACCUGUAGCAGUGAUGCUAACCCAGCAGCUAACUACACCUGGUACAAGGAGGAUGAAGACUCUCCAAAAGCUUCAGGACAGAUCUUCACCAUCACUGACUUCAGAGCUGAACACAGUGGGAAUUAUUCCUGUGAAGCCCAGAACAAGUUAGGACGUAGUAACUCCACCUUAUAUCUGACUGUUGGGACAGCAUCAUGGAAGCUACCAGCUGUUGUAACAAUCCCUGUUGUUCUCCUGGCUGUCAUCUCUCUCUCUGUCUUCCUGUGGAUCAGCAGAAGAAAGAGCGCUUCCAGGGAUUCAUCUGAACCUGCAGAGAGAGCGGACAACAGGGAGGAGCCUCUACCUGAUCAGCCGGAGGAGCAGGGUGACCUUCAGUAUGCCACCGUUCACUUCUCCAACAGCCGAGCAGAACCUCUGUACUCCAACAUGAGAGCAGAUCAGCCCCUCAGACACACGGAGCAACAGGAAGUCCCGGAGUACGCUGCCGUCAAGUUCAAGAGUGCUGCCCCGAGGCCCAGAGGGCAGGACUCUGCAGAGGACCCAGCUGCGUUGUACAGCACGGUCAACAAAUCCCACUGAACACAGCAGGCGAUGCAUGUUCUAUAUUUCUAUGAUUCUUUUACAUUCACAUCUGUAAUUUCCAGGUUCAUUUAGAUUUGUUUUAAAUACAUAUAGGAUGUGCUUCACCAAGAUUGUGCCUUAGAAACAAUUGUAUAUCUCAGAGAAACUUACAUUUAUACAUUCAACAUCAACGUUAAGCUUGUUUCUUUUACUCUGAUUGGUUCAGCUGCAUUAGAUAUGAAACACAGAGUCUUUUUAUUCACAUUAUUAAAAAAAGGCUCACUGCAGUACUGCAAAGUGCCACUAGUGGAAAGUAUUUGAAGACUUAAUGCAUUGGUUUGUAAAUAUAACUUUAACCUGAUAUUUGGGCGGGUCCACUGAGAUGUGAGGAUGGGGGGAGGUCUGUGUUAUUACCUUACAGAAAUCUAUCCUGCAGAGGGGGGAGGGUCAUUCAUAUUAUACAUAUUGUUAAAAUAUAUAUAUUAUUAUUACAAUUAUUAUUAAUAUCAUUAUUCAUUUCAGUAUAUAAUUAACUCUAUGGAUAUUACAAUUUAUUUCUAUUAUUAUUAUUAUUUUAUUGUUGUAACAACUAUUUAUUUAUAUUUUAAAUAAUUAUAUUAUAUUUCUCAUUUUCAUUGUUGAUAUUUACUAUUUUUCUUUAAAUAUAUUUGUAUUAUUAUUAUUGUUCUUGUUUUCCACUGCCAGCUCUUUUUGUUGGAAAGCUGCAAAUAUUACGGAGAUAUCUCAACACCUACUCGGUUGAUUGCCGUAUAAUUUAGUUCAUGUACAUAUAUUAUCUCACAGGUUAUUUUGAAGGAUAUUAUAUUCAUUACAUUUUUUAUAUUUUAUGUUCUAAUCAAUAUCCUUUCAUUAAGUACAAAUAUACAUAUUGCUUUUGAAAAGUUCAUUGGUUUUGCAAAGGAACCUCCGUUAGUGUAUCCAGCUGCAGUUCCAUCCUGCUGCCACUAGGGCUCAGUAAAGUAUUUCACUGAUAGAAAACCCUUUUCCAAGAGCCUGUGAACUUUCCCUUUGUGUGGGUACGGUCAUUUUCCCCACGUUCUUUGUCUUUCUUUUUACCAGCUCCAUUAUUCACAUUUGAUAGAGUUACAUUUUGUAGAUUUUUAGGUAUAUAACCAUAACAGCUCAUUACAAUAGUGUAUCCUUCUUCCUUUGUUAUAACUGUUAGUAUUGCUCUGUUCUUUUGCUCUGUAUAUCAUGUGUUUAGAUUAUCCUUGUGCUGGUCUGAAUUGAUUUGAGUUAAUACAAAAUAUGUCCAUACCAGUGCCAUUACCUGUGAUGUCAAAAUAAAACAGCUGCACGUGUCCGCUUAAAAUAAUAAAGCUGCAGUGAGUAAAGUGUCA
This is a messenger RNA of Eleginops maclovinus (Patagonian blennie), 5955 nucleotides long. Its product is annotated as titin-like. The record is from RefSeq and is a predicted model, not a curated record. The transcript has 12 exons. Lineage: Eukaryota; Metazoa; Chordata; Actinopteri; Perciformes; Eleginopidae. Bases 2486 to 4612 code for a protein of 708 amino acids.